AGCAGUGAACUCCACGUGCUGAGGGAACUGAGGGAAGCGUUCUUCGUGAACUGCAUCUUGAAAAUGGUGUCUUUUAUUUGCAAUGCGUGUGGACAAACCGUCAGGAAAGCUCAGGUGGAAAAACAUUAUCAAAACGAGUGCCAUAAUUGUAAUGUUUUGUCGUGUAUUGAUUGUGGAAAGGACUUUCAUGGUGACGAGUAUACUGGCCAUACUUCUUGCAUCACAGAGGCAGAAAAGUAUCAAGGAAAAUUGUAUAAACCAAAAGAUAAGCAGAACAAAGGCGAACACAAGCAGCAGGAAUGGCUUAAGGUGAUAAAAAGCUAUAGAAGUUUGGUUAUUAAAUAAGGAAGCCACAUUUGCGUUCUAGUUUUUAGGGGGAGUAUCAGUACCUGCGCGCCAGUUUUUUUCUCCUAUUUCGCAGGGGAGCGCGCUCCCUUUGGUCACACGUGCGAUCCAAAUAGAGAUGGCUGGGGAUGAGUCAGGGGAAUCAGGCACAAAUCACUCUAGUAUCCCACACAGACAUGUAUUUCAAUGUGUUUACGAGGUUAAUGCUGUAUUACAUUUAAAAAAACUGUUCAUCCAAACUGUGUCUAAUAUUUCCUUGAAUUGAGCUGUAGAGAAAACUUUCUAUUAAAUACAAACAUUGAAAGGAACUCUUUCAAUGUAGGUCAUGUAAUACCCAUUGCUUUCAAUGGGCCAUUCCUGAGUUCUUGAGACUCUCACUCUCAAAAUGAGUCUAAUUGCAAAACCUUUGUUGUGAAAGUGAGUUUUAUUUGCAUGAGAAUAAAAAAAUAUUUUUAUGUCAAUGGCUUUGCACUUAGCCUUGCUAUGAAACAGAGGCUUAAGGCAACUCAGAAAUAGCGUAUUCACAAAUUAUAUAAUUUAUUAUUUAUGUACCACUUUCACUGCAUUAUGUUCUACGUCCCUGCAGGGCUCGACGUUGCGACCUGUGGGGUCGCCAAUGCGACCAGCUUUUACACAGUGGCGACUAAAUUUUCACGCUUGGCGCCAACCUGGCCCCCAAGAUAGCUGACUUUCUUCUCUGGGAAAACAUACACUAAUGAUAAUCUAUUGUCCUUCACAAAAGUAACAGAUAGCUAACAGUUUUUCUAAUGCUCGAACGUUUUUCUCAAACACUCUAACGGUUUGUCCAAAGCCUGUAAUGAUUUGCCUAAAUGCUUUAAAGAUUUCUUCUAACAAUCUAACGGAUUGUUCUAAAGAUCUAAUGGUUGGUCCGUCUAACAUUUGACUUUUACUUGAAAGAGAAUUAUGAAAAUCACUAGCGAUGAAUUCGAUGGAAGUCUUAUCGACUUUCGGGCAAAUCGAUCAAUUCUUAACGGGUCGUCCUGUGUUUCUCUGGGAAUGACUUCUAGUGCAUCGAUCAAAAACAAUUUCUUUACGUCGAACAUGUAUCUCGAAUGCGGACUCGAUAGCAGAAUCGAGAAUCAACGGCGCUUACUUCUGAAGCUUCUUGUAAACAACUUUAUGCAAAUUUCUGUUGAGCAUGCGACCCAAAUAAAAGCUCUGCUAUAUUUUAUUGACUUCUAAUGAAGUACCGUUGAAGUCAUGCUGUUUGUCGAACAGACUUGUCACUCAAUCAACUUCUUUGUGCGAAAACAUUAGCGACAUUUCCUCUUUCUGGAGACUUUGGAUCUUGUGCUAGGCAACAAAAUAGAUCAAGUUUUACCGAUGUUCAUUUCUGAACAUGCAAAUACAUGGGACGCAAAACAAAUGUUUGCAGAUUUUGUUCUUUAAUAACCCAAAUAAGUUUUUUUGUGAUUCCUAUUUAGUUUGUUUAUCUAAAUGCGUAUUCCAUUUCUUGAACCUUAAGCUUGAAUACCUGUUUGAGUAGAUUUAUGCUUGACUGCAGGCUAAUUUUCCCGAACACUGGCUGGUAAUCAAGCCUCGAGCAAAAACCGUUUAUAAAGCAUUCUUUUUCUGUUAAGGCUAAGUAAAAUAUGUUAAGUUUAUUGUAUCCAAUUAAUUCUUAAAUAUAAUUUUUGGUGACUAGAAUACUUGUUCUGGCGACCAAAAAUGAAAACUUGGGGGCCAGCUGGCCCUGAGAUUUUUUCUGAAAGUUGAGCACUGCCCUGUAAUGAUGACUUAACUUAGGACACCUAAUGAUCACCUCAUAGAGGAUGAUUAUAAACAAGUUACUGAGUCUGAACAGGGAAAAAUAAUCUAUGCAUGUAGUUCUUCAUUAUAGAGUACACUGUAAAGAUAUGCCUGGUCACUUCAGACAGUAUACAUGUACAUGUAUUUCAACAACUUGUGAUUUGUGUGUUUGCAGCAAAUCAGAGAGGCAACAAAAACAGAUGUAGUUGAACCUCGACUUGCUGCCUUGCUAGACAGAAUCAGUGAAUAUUCUAAUAUUCCAAGAAAGAAAGGCAAAUUCCAAGUAAGUGUCAAUGUGAUUGAUGUUGGUGCUCAAAAUGGAGCCUGACGGAUUUCUCUGGACUUGACAGGGUUGAAUGGCAUUCCUAUCUUUCUUAACUAACUUAGCAAAAAAAUGCCAUUAAUUUAUUUAUCCACAAUGUGUGAACAGCCAAGGACAAAAGAUUUUGUACUUUUAGGGAGCUCUCAACAUAAUUAAUAGAACCUUGCUAUAUUAUUUCGAUUUUACAUAUGCAUUGUAUCAGGUUCUUCAUUAAACUUAAUUAUAAUAUUAUUAUUAUUAUUAAAUGAUAAUUUUCUUGAAUUUCAUAGUACUGUGGAAUGAAGAAAUAAUUGCAAAUGAGGUCUUUGCAGUUUAAGACACAACUUAUGCCGCUGCAAAAAGAAAGCCAUUUUCCUUUGUUUUAAACUCAUUACUUUAAUUCCCACAUACAGUUAGUAGGCACUGUAAGAAUAAUUAACUUUGAUGAGAAAAUACCUGUUAUGAUGACUUAACUUGGAGACCUUAUGAUCAAAUCACAAACAAUGAUUACAACCAACUUAUUAUGUCUGAACAGGUAGUGGAUCCUUAAAUAAUGAUUGUUAAAAAAUAAUUAUGUGUGAUAAUAAUAUUAGGAUUUUACAUUAAUUUGUAAAACUCAUGCAGUACUCCACUGUACUUUUAUGCACAGUUCACCUGGAGCUGUACAUUAAUUUCGUAACCUUACAGCUCAGUGUCACAAUUGCAUGUGAAUAGUUCCACCUCUUUCAUGGGGGAGUCAUCUGUGUUUUUGCCUUAUAACUUCCAUACUGAUGCUGUGUAUGUAAUAAUCUGGUUGUCUUGGGUUUCCUGAUGUAAAUUUGUUCAAGGUUCUUUUCAUUCUUGUCACUCAUGUUGUAACCUUUUGGGUUUUGUUGCCAAUUUAGGACCAAGUGUUUCUUGUAAAGUAAAAAAUUUUCCUAGAAAAUGAGUUUCUCUUGGUAGAGUCCAAAGCUCAUUGCAGUUUGAUUUUUGUGAUAUUUUGUCUUUUGGCUGUCAUUUCUAAACAAUAGCUAAAAGAAUGCAAUAUCGUUAUACUUCAUCAGUUAGUGGCAGGGCCUGACCAGAUUCUGGACAGAUUUAAAUGUGCAUCAUCAGUAUGGAAUUUUUGGGGCCAUCGUAAAAAUGGGACCUCAGUUGUUUUGAUGGAAAUAAUAGUUAUCACUCAAGUGAACUCCUUUUGUGCCAAGAAGCUACUGGUAUUUCUAACUCUAGAAAUUGACUCAACAGAAUUUUUGCAGAAAUAGUAUCAAUGUGCGAGAUGUUACAACUCUGGACAAACUAUGGGAUAUUUUUUCAUCAAGGUCAAAGGUAAGAAAAGCCUGCAUGUACAGUGGGUGUAGCAAUAUUUUUAAGCCUAAGGAAACAUACAGAGCCCUCCUACCCAUCUUGGUCCCUGUAUUGGUUUUAGUAAAAGAUGCCAUGUACAGCUGUACCAUAAAUCCUUAUGGUACAUAAAUUAAGUGAAGAUGGUAACAUUUUGCCUUAAAAACUAGAACACAAAGUGGAAAAGCUCAUGCACACGAAGUUGGAGGUGACCAUGCAGCCAAAGAAAAAAGCAAAUUCAAACUUCUGGCACGUGAAUAAACCAUCCCAGAUUAAUCCAUGUGCGUUGUUUCAGUCAUGUUUAAUUAAUACAGUCUAUCAAUGUUAUAAGAACAAGUGGGGAAGGAGAGGGGGAGGAACUUAAUAACCUUCUUCCCCUGAAAAGAAGAGGAGGGAUGCUUAUUAGAGGAAUUAUGGUACAUGUAAGUAAGAACUGUCUCUUGGAAGUGAUGUAUUGAUGGUGAAGUGAUGCAUCAGCUGUCAUUAAUGCCAUAUGUAUCAGUGCGCUCGGUAUUUUUUUAACAAAAUUAACAGUGGAAAUAAUGAUUUUUGUGUUCUUGGAACUAUACAUCUUUUCUACGUGAUGAAGUUAAAAGAAGAACCAAAGUACCAUAUUACACACUUGCCAUAUUUUUAUUGUGACACUGGACAGACCAAUCAGAGAAGUUAGAUUAAGUGUAGAGUGUGUCUCCAGCAGGGCCUAUGUGUUGAGAUGCCUUUUAAAACCUGGCUUCUUCAUUUUUUCGUUGUAUUAAAUAUAAUUGUGUAGGCUUCAUGGUGGCUCAGUGGCUAACACUUACUUACAACAUUUUUGUUUUCAUCUCAGCAAAGCCCACAACAAGAUGAAACCAGUUGUAGUAGUAAUGGUAUACAUGAAAAUGGAAAAAGUGGACUAACAUCUCCGCUUGAAGAAAAUGUGGACGUUAAUAUAAUAUGUGGAGAGGAAAUACGGGACAAUGAAGAGAACAAAGAACUUGAACAAAAAUCAGAGGACUGUAGUAAUGCUAAACAUUUGAAGAAACAUAAGAAAGGUGAAAAAAUGAAGGACAAUGAUAUUAUACAUGAAAUAGGAUCAGAAUUCAAAGGAAGGAAAAAUAAAAAGGGUUUGAAAGAAAAUACAGAGGUAGAUGGACUGAAAGAAUAUAAAAAGCAAAAGAAAAAGAGAAGAAGGGAAGAGGAAGAAAUAGGUAGGUAUUAAAGUUUGUAUUUGUACAAUUUAUUUGUCAUAGAUGUUGUAUUUUGCCUGUGCAGAUAGGCCUUGUAGCCCUAUCCCACAGACAGUUGUUGAAAACCACAACAUCUGUUUUCCAACUCAAAGCACCUAUCAACCCUGUUAUGAUGACUUAACUUAGGACACCUAUGAUCACCUCAAAGAGGAUGAUUUCGAGCAAGUGAACAGGUCUGAGCAGGGAAGGAAAUAAGGUGUAAUAUUAGUUUUUUUUAAUACUUGUGAAUUUCCCCCAAACGUUGUCUUGACAAUCAGGCAAGUUAAGAACUGAAUUCACUAGCCUGAUAGUUAAAUGUCCAUUACCUUCGGGCUAUCAAACACUUCAUGUCCUUUCUUUGAAUGCUGGGGACCACAGAAAUGUGGUGGCAUCAACAAUGCAGUAUUUUAUGCUAGAGCAGGAAGUGUGAGGUGUUGUUGCAAGUCAGGGUUCUGCAUUAACAGUGCUUAAAUCCUCAAGUGAAGUCAAAUACCAGUACUGAAAAUCAAUCUACUGUAUGAUCUCAAUAGGCUAUUUAAGGACGUCUGGAUUAUCUGGAUGUCUCUCUUAGAUUAUCCACUAAUGGUCCGUUCUGGGCAUUCAGAUAGUGAAGUGUGGAACGAGUCAGAGAGCAGGAAAAAAAUUGAGAAAGAAGAUGCUCUCACUACCUACCUUACAUUUUACCCCUCACUGUUUUUCCUUCUUGCAUCUCUUUACACCAUCCUCACAAUCUGAAUCCUUGGAAAAGGCUUGUCCACUGACUACAUGUACUUGGUUGUUUGAUUACAAAUCACAGAUGAACCCUACACACAGGCCAAAGUUACAAAAGUAACUGUUGAAGCAGAAGAUGCCAAAGAACAGCUAUGUAAGUAUUUUGAUUCAUGUUUGCUUCCCCUGGCACCAACUUGGCUGAAGUUGUCUUUCAUUGAUGAGGAUUUGUAAAACGAAACACAAUUACCAUGACCUUCAUGCAGCCCUUUGUGUUUAGAAAGGAUACUCUGAAAGUCUCAUGGGAAAGCUUGAAACUCCACAAAGUCUCAAAGAAACUCGAAACUCCGCAAAGAGUUCCGAGAUUCCACUUGAAGCUCUCAAAGAAACUCAAAACUCCUCAAAGAGUUCCGAGAUUCCACUCAAAGCUCGAAACUCCUUCCUGCUCGAAGGGAAGAGGAGAAUGCAUAAGUUAUGUAAUUUUGACAUAAAUGUAUCUCCUCCACACUUCAACCUUACUUCUGCCCUUGAAGUGGAGGACAAAUACAAAACUGAAGUGGAAGAGAAACUUAGAUAGUGUUAUAAAAAAAAAAAAUUGCCAAAAAUAUUAAACAUAAUUACCAGCAGAUUUUUUUUGUGUAUUUGAGAAACAAAAAGAAAUCGAACAAAACAGUAUCGUGCUUGCGGAAAGCUAAUGGUCAAUCUACUACUUGUCCUAAAGAGACUGCCAAGUUAGUUAUGGAGUUGUUUGCGUCCUUUUUUGCCAGGGAGAAAGCUUGUCUGUUCCUGUAAUGAUGACUUUACUCAGGACACCUAUGAUUACUUCAUAGUAGAUGAUUUCCAAAAAGUUGACAGGUUUCAACAGGAGUGACACAUGCUUGCAAAAAAACGCUAACACUGAUUAUUUUAAAUAAAUCUCUCUUUUUUUCUGAUUGGCUAAAAGCUCAUAAUAAACUGAUAGCAACCAAAAUCAUACUCAGCUCAUCCAAUGAUAAUAUAUAUAUAUUUUUGUAGGAUUCUGUGUUUGAUGGAACUUACCAGUAUUUUUUGUUGUUGUUUGUGCAGAUCAGUUCAAAUGGAAGUCGGUGAUAAAGGCAGUGUUAAGACAAGCUCCAGAUCAGGAGUUACCGAUCAAAAGGUUGAGGAAAAAGGUACACCCUUAUGAGUAACCAAAGUCAAAAUAUGAGAAAUUUCAUAAUAAUAUUAUUAUAACACACUGCAUUUGUAAGGAUAUUGCUCAUGUGAUUGGUCAUACAGGCUGUCACUUUUACAAGGUGGCAAGUCAAUAGAUUUUAACCUUAUGUUAUUAUUGAUGACGACUAAGGUAAACUAUUGCCGGGUUUCAAACUUUAAAGGGCAGAGAUUUUCCAAACCUAGGGUUUGUCCCCAAUUAUUGCUACUGCAUCUCUUGCUAAAUUUGGCUAGCCUGUGAAUACAGCCAUAUCUCCUUGCUCCUCCCUACGAGGGACGUCCCUGGCAGCAAGGAGUAAAGGUGAUGUUACACGAAACGAUUCGCAACGACGAUUUUUACUGCAACUCAGCAUUGUGACAUUGUUUCGAAUGGUUACAACAUUGUUCCAGCAUUGCAAUGCUGUGUUGAGCUAAAAAUCGUCGUUGCGAAUCAUCUCGUGUAGCAUCACCUUAAGGAGAGACGGCUGUAUUCAGAGGCUAAUAAUCUCAUAUAGACCUGAUACACCUAUAACUGAUUUGAGUUGAGGAGUGUUAGCCAGGCCAAAAUUAAUUUGUAGUGUACUGGAUCAAAGAAAAAAGGUAAGAAACCAAGAGGUCUGUUAGCCUGCGAAAACAGCCGUUUAUCCUUUUUCCUUGCUGCUGAGGACCUUUCUCAAGGAGGAACGUCUGCGACUUAGGGACAGAAAUUCCAUACUGAUGACGUAAAAUCUGUCCGGAAUCCGGUCAUAAGGGGUGAUUGGACGAUGGAGUAGUCACAUUGUUUUAGGUAUACAAAAGGCUGCAAAGGUCAAAUGUAAAUGCGAUGAAUCUAUAGCAAAACAGUGAAUAUUUGUGGAAUAUAUUCUUCUCUAGAAGAAGUAUUUGAGUUUUGCUGGAGCUCGUUCACAGAUGAACACACCACCACCAAAUCGACCAGGAGAAACGUAUAAUUGAACAAACAUUUGUUACCCCUUGACUACUGGAUUUACAUGUAUUAUGUAAACGUUGAUUUACGUCAUAAGUAUGGAAUUUCUGUCACUGACUCGCAGACGUCUACUUAAUGUCUAGGCCCUUGUCCCUGCUGUGAUGACUUAACUUAGGACACCUAUGAUCACCUUACAAAGGAUGAUUUCAAACAAGUUAACAGAUCUGAGCAGGGAAAAGUAGACAUUUAAGAUGUAAAUUAUGUGUUAGCACAUUUCUAAACAAUGUUUUCGAUUUUUUUUAGGUUCUGGCAGAAUUUCAAGCAAAAGGAACAAAUGAGAAAAAUCUGACUGAAAACGAGCUGCGAGCUUUGUUUCAGAAGAAAGUUUCAAGCAAUCCAAAAUUUAAAGUUCACAAGGAUAGAGUUAGACUUGUCAAAUAA
This is a messenger RNA of Porites lobata, 8188 nucleotides long. Lineage: Eukaryota; Metazoa; Cnidaria; Anthozoa; Scleractinia; Poritidae. The record is from the annotation of a GenBank genome assembly.